AUGGCGCCCACGUACUCGCCGCCAGAUUCGCCGUUAUCGUCCGCCAUGGACUCGUCAGAACCCUACGAGGAAGACCUCCACGACCACGACGACGAGGCGACGCUGCGGCCGUCCAAGCGCCAAAAGGUCGAGGCUGGCUCGACAACGUCGUCCGCCGUCGUCCCCGACGCCGAGCACGAGCCCGUGCCAGAACCCGAUCCGCUCGAGGGCAUGUCGGACGUGUCGUCGGACACGUCGGGCGACAUCCCCAGCUCGCCCGUCAACGCCCGGCUGGAGGAGGAGGACUUCCAGGACCAGGUCACCGUCUGCGACUGGGACGGCUGUCCGGCGGGCGAUCAGGGCAACAUGGACAAGCUGGUCGAGCACAUCCACAACUCGCAUAUAGAGAACCGACAGAAGAAGUACACGUGCGAGUGGCGGAGCUGCAACCGCAAGGGCCUGCCUCACGCCAGCGGCUAUGCUCUCAAGGCUCACAUGCGGAGCCACACGAGAGAGAAGCCUUUUUACUGUUACCUGCCUGAAUGCGACCGCUCCUUCACGAGGUCAGAUGCUCUUGCUAAGCACAUGCGAACCGUCCACGAAACAGAAGCGCUGCGGCCAUCGGACCCCGUGCCGAAAUCCAUGCAAUCGGGACCAACAGGCAGGACGGGAAAGCUCAAAAUCAUCAUCAAGACGCCUCAAUCGCAAUCCGCACAAGACGACGGAGACGACGCCAACGGCGAGAUCCCUCCGUCAGAGUGCUUCACGGUGCUCCCUACCGACCUGUUUACGGAGGAAGAACUGCAGAUUCCGCUUCCCAAAUUGUGGCGUAAGUGUCACUGGGAGGCGACGUGGGCCGAGGAGGUGGGAGAGGCGCUGAGGAACGAGUGCAAGCAGUGGGAGGAGCUGUACUACAAGGAGUGGCUCGACAAGGAGGUGUUGCUGUCGCAAGUCAUCCAGAGCGAGGUCGAUUGGCACGAGCGGCGGCAGGCGAUAAUCUCGGGUGCCGCCGAUGUGCAGAUCCCAAGCAGCACGGAAGAAAGAGAAGAGGAGGCUACAAAUGGCGGCGGCGGCGGCGCGGGCGACGAGCCCAUUGCCGCGGCGGCGGAGAAGGAAUAA
Molecule: messenger RNA, 1098 nt
Organism: Trichoderma citrinoviride
Lineage: Eukaryota; Fungi; Ascomycota; Sordariomycetes; Hypocreales; Hypocreaceae
Exons: 2
Coding region: 1-1098 (365 amino acids)
Biological process (GO): regulation of transcription by RNA polymerase II
Cellular component (GO): nucleus
Molecular function (GO): DNA-binding transcription factor activity, RNA polymerase II-specific; RNA polymerase II cis-regulatory region sequence-specific DNA binding
Source: RefSeq, a predicted model, not a curated record